AUGACAACCCUAUUGUUCCGCACCCCCCCUCCCACCUCUCCUUCCCCCUCGUUGUUCCAGGGGGGCCCGUCCCACGACAAGGGCAUCUUUUACCGGGCGUUUGAUGAGAUCUACGAACUUGCUCCCAUGACAACCCUAUUGUUCCGCACCCCCCCUCCCACCUCUCCUUCCCCCUCGUUGUUCCAGGGGGGCCCGUCCCACGACAAGGGCAUCUUUUACCGGGCGUUUGAUGAGAUCUACGAACUUGCUCCCAUGACAACCCUAUUGUUCCGCACCCCCCCUCCCACCUCUCCUUCCCCCUCGUUGUUCCAGGAGGGCCCGUCCCACGACCGUGGCAUAUUCUACCGUGCAUUCGAUGAGAUCUACGACCUUGCCAACUCAACAUACGCCCCUGCUGACAGUUACACCUUCCACGUCAGCGUACUCGAGAUGUUCAACGAGCAGAUGUUCGACGAGAAGGUCGUUGGGGGAUGGUGGAUUGGCGAGGAGAGAGCUGCUGUGCAGGAGUGGAUUGGCGAGGAGAGAGCUGCUGUGCAGGAGUGGAUUGGCGAGGAGAGAGCUGCUGUGCAGGAGUGGAUUGGCGAGGAGAGAGCUGCUGAGGAGUGGAUUGGCGAGGAGAGAGCUGCUGUGCAGGAGUGGAUUGGCGAGGAGAGAGCUGCUGAGGAGUGGAUUGGCGAGGAGAGAGCUGCUGAGGAGUGGAUUGGCGAGGAGAGAGCUGCUGUGCAGGAGUGGAUUGGCGAGGAGAGAGCUGCUGAGGAGUGGAUUGGCGAGGAGAGAGCUGCUGUGCAGGAGUGGAUUGGCGAGGAGAGAGCUGCUGUGCAGGAGUGGAUUGGCGAGGAGAGAGCUGCUGUGCAGGAGUGGAUUGGCGAGGAGAGAGCUGCUGAGGAGUGGAUUGGCGAGGAGAGAGCUGCUGUGCAGGAGUGGAUUGGCGAGGAGAGAGCUGCUGUGCAGGAGUGGAUUGGCGAGGAGAGAGCUGCUGUGCAGGAGUGGAUUGGCGAGGAGAGAGCUGCUGUGCAGGAGUGGAUUGGCGAGGAGAGAGCUGCUGAGGAGUGGAUUGGCGAGGAGAGAGCUGCUGUGCAGGAGUGGAUUGGCGAGGAGAGAGCUGCUGUGCAGGAGUGGAUUGGCGAGGAGAGAGCUGCUGAGGAGUGGAUUGGCGAGGAGAGAGCUGCUGUGCAGGAGUGGAUUGGCGAGGAGAGAGCUGCUGUGCAGGAGUGGAUUGGCGAGGAGAGAGCUGCUGUGCAGGAGUGGAUUGGCGAGGAGAGAGCUGCUGUGCAGGAGUGGAUUGGCGAGGAGAGAGCUGCUGUGCAGGAGUGGAUUGGCGAGGAGAGAGCUGCUGUGCAGGAGUGGAUUGGCGAGGAGAGAGCUGCUGUGCAGGAGUGGAUUGGCGAGGAGAGAGCUGCUGUGCAGGAGUGGAUUGGCGAGGAGAGAGCUGCUGUGCAGGAGUGGAUUGGCGAGGAGAGAGCUGCUGAGGAGUGGAUUGGCGAGGAGAGAGCUGCUGUGCAGGAGUGGAUUGGCGAGGAGAGAGCUGCUGUGCAGGAGUGGAUUGGCGAGGAGAGAGCUGCUGUGCAGGAGUGGAUUGGCGAGGAGAGAGCUGCUGUGCAGGAGUGGAUUGGCGAGGAGAGAGCUGCUGAGGAGUGGAUUGGCGAGGAGAGAGCUGCUGUGCAGGAGUGGAUUGGCGAGGAGAGAGCUGCUGAGGAGUGGAUUGGCGAGGAGAGAGCUGCUGUGCAGGAGUGGAUUGGCGAGGAGAGAGCUGCUGUGCAGGAGUGGAUUGGCGAGGAGAGAGCUGCUGUGCAGGAGUGGAUUGGCGAGGAGAGAGCUGCUGUGCAGGAGUGGAUUGGCGAGGAGAGAGCUGCUGAGGAGUGGAUUGGCGAGGAGAGAGCUGCUGUGCAGGAGUGGAUUGGCGAGGAGAGAGCUGCUGUGCAGGAGUGGAUUGGCGAGGAGAGAGCUGCUGUGCAGGAGUGGAUUGGCGAGGAGAGAGCUGCUGUGCAGGAGUGGAUUGGCGAGGAGAGAGCUGCUGUGCAGGAGUGGAUUGGCGAGGAGAGAGCUGCUGUGCAGGAGUGGAUUGGCGAGGAGAGAGCUGCUGUGCAGGAGUGGAUUGGCGAGGAGAGAGCUGCUGUGCAGGAGUGGAUUGGCGAGGAGAGAGCUGCUGAGGAGUGGAUUGGCGAGGAGAGAGCUGCUGUGCAGGAGUGGAUUGGCGAGGAGAGAGCUGCUGUGCAGGAGUGGAUUGGCGAGGAGAGAGCUGCUGUGCAGGAGUGGAUUGGCGAGGAGAGAGCUGCUGAGGAGUGGAUUGGCGAGGAGAGAGCUGCUGUGCAGGAGUGGAUUGGCGAGGAGAGAGCUGCUGAGGAGUGGAUUGGCGAGGAGAGAGCUGCUGAGGAGUGGAUUGGCGAGGAGAGAGCUGCUGUGCAGGAGUGGAUUGGCGAGGAGAGAGCUGCUGAGGAGUGGAUUGGCGAGGAGAGAGCUGCUGUGCAGGAGUGGAUUGGCGAGGAGAGAGCUGCUGUGCAGGAGUGGAUUGGCGAGGAGAGAGCUGCUGUGCAGGAGUGGAUUGGCGAGGAGAGAGCUGCUGAGGAGUGGAUUGGCGAGGAGAGAGCUGCUGUGCAGGAGUGGAUUGGCGAGGAGAGAGCUGCUGUGCAGGAGUGGAUUGGCGAGGAGAGAGCUGCUGUGCAGGAGUGGAUUGGCGAGGAGAGAGCUGCUGUGCAGGAGUGGAUUGGCGAGGAGAGAGCUGCUGAGGAGUGGAUUGGCGAGGAGAGAGCUGCUGUGCAGGAGUGGAUUGGCGAGGAGAGAGCUGCUGUGCAGGAGUGGAUUGGCGAGGAGAGAGCUGCUGAGGAGUGGAUUGGCGAGGAGAGAGCUGCUGUGCAGGAGUGGAUUGGCGAGGAGAGAGCUGCUGUGCAGGAGUGGAUUGGCGAGGAGAGAGCUGCUGUGCAGGAGUGGAUUGGCGAGGAGAGAGCUGCUGUGCAGGAGUGGAUUGGCGAGGAGAGAGCUGCUGUGCAGGAGUGGAUUGGCGAGGAGAGAGCUGCUGUGCAGGAGUGGAUUGGCGAGGAGAGAGCUGCUGUGCAGGAGUGGAUUGGCGAGGAGAGAGCUGCUGUGCAGGAGUGGAUUGGCGAGGAGAGAGCUGCUGUGCAGGAGUGGAUUGGCGAGGAGAGAGCUGCUGAGGAGUGGAUUGGCGAGGAGAGAGCUGCUGUGCAGGAGUGGAUUGGCGAGGAGAGAGCUGCUGUGCAGGAGUGGAUUGGCGAGGAGAGAGCUGCUGUGCAGGAGUGGAUUGGCGAGGAGAGAGCUGCUGUGCAGGAGUGGAUUGGCGAGGAGAGAGCUGCUGUGCAGGAGUGGAUUGGCGAGGAGAGAGCUGCUGUGCAGGAGUGGAUUGGCGAGGAGAGAGCUGCUGAGGAGUGGAUUGGCGAGGAGAGAGCUGCUGUGCAGGAGUGGAUUGGCGAGGAGAGAGCUGCUGUGCAGGAGUGGAUUGGCGAGGAGAGAGCUGCUGUGCAGGAGUGGAUUGGCGAGGAGAGAGCUGCUGAGGAGUGGAUUGGCGAGGAGAGAGCUGCUGUGCAGGAGUGGAUUGGCGAGGAGAGAGCUGCUGAGGAGUGGAUUGGCGAGGAGAGAGCUGCUGAGGAGUGGAUUGGCGAGGAGAGAGCUGCUGUGCAGGAGUGGAUUGGCGAGGAGAGAGCUGCUGAGGAGUGGAUUGGCGAGGAGAGAGCUGCUGUGCAGGAGUGGAUUGGCGAGGAGAGAGCUGCUGUGCAGGAGUGGAUUGGCGAGGAGAGAGCUGCUGUGCAGGAGUGGAUUGGCGAGGAGAGAGCUGCUGAGGAGUGGAUUGGCGAGGAGAGAGCUGCUGUGCAGGAGUGGAUUGGCGAGGAGAGAGCUGCUGUGCAGGAGUGGAUUGGCGAGGAGAGAGCUGCUGUGCAGGAGUGGAUUGGCGAGGAGAGAGCUGCUGUGCAGGAGUGGAUUGGCGAGGAGAGAGCUGCUGUGCAGGAGUGGAUUGGCGAGGAGAGAGCUGCUGUGCAGGAGUGGAUUGGCGAGGAGAGAGCUGCUGAGGAGUGGAUUGGCGAGGAGAGAGCUGCUGUGCAGGAGUGGAUUGGCGAGGAGAGAGCUGCUGUGCAGGAGUGGAUUGGCGAGGAGAGAGCUGCUGAGGAGUGGAUUGGCGAGGAGAGAGCUGCUGUGCAGGAGUGGAUUGGCGAGGAGAGAGCUGCUGUGCAGGAGUGGAUUGGCGAGGAGAGAGCUGCUGUGCAGGAGUGGAUUGGCGAGGAGAGAGCUGCUGUGCAGGAGUGGAUUGGCGAGGAGAGAGCUGCUGUGCAGGAGUGGAUUGGCGAGGAGAGAGCUGCUGAGGAGUGGAUUGGCGAGGAGAGAGCUGCUGUGCAGGAGUGGAUUGGCGAGGAGAGAGCUGCUGUGCAGGAGUGGAUUGGCGAGGAGAGAGCUGCUGAGGAGUGGAUUGGCGAGGAGAGAGCUGCUGUGCAGGAGUGGAUUGGCGAGGAGAGAGCUGCUGAGGAGUGGAUUGGCGAGGAGAGAGCUGCUGAGGAGUGGAUUGGCGAGGAGAGAGCUGCUGUGCAGGAGUGGAUUGGCGAGGAGAGAGCUGCUGAGGAGUGGAUUGGCGAGGAGAGAGCUGCUGUGCAGGAGUGGAUUGGCGAGGAGAGAGCUGCUGUGCAGGAGUGGAUUGGCGAGGAGAGAGCUGCUGUGCAGGAGUGGAUUGGCGAGGAGAGAGCUGCUGUGCAGGAGUGGAUUGGCGAGGAGAGAGCUGCUGAGGAGUGGAUUGGCGAGGAGAGAGCUGCUGUGCAGGAGUGGAUUGGCGAGGAGAGAGCUGCUGUGCAGGAGUGGAUUGGCGAGGAGAGAGCUGCUGAGGAGUGGAUUGGCGAGGAGAGAGCUGCUGUGCAGGAGUGGAUUGGCGAGGAGAGAGCUGCUGUGCAGGAGUGGAUUGGCGAGGAGAGAGCUGCUGAGGAGUGGAUUGGCGAGGAGAGAGCUGCUGAGGAGUGGAUUGGCGAGGAGAGAGCUGCUGUGCAGGAGUGGAUUGGCGAGGAGAGAGCUGCUGAGGAGUGGAUUGGCGAGGAGAGAGCUGCUGUGCAGGAGUGGAUUGGCGAGGAGAGAGCUGCUGAGGAGUGGAUGGGCGAGGAGAGAGCUGCUGAGCGGGAGUGGAUUGGUAAGGAUUGCCUUUUGAAAGGGGGCGACCUGCUUGUGCUUGUAUCCCCAUGCUGGCCUUUUGAGACAUCUCAAAAGGGGGGCGGAGCUGCGGGGGGAGGAGCAGGCACCGCAGCAGCAGGGGCAGCAGGAGCAGGCGUGGGGGGGUGGGGGGAGGUGGAGCUACGGGGAGUGAGGGAGGAGGUGGUGAGCAACCCCAUGGAGUAUGCCAAGGUGGUCAAGACGGCUCUGCAACACCGGGCGGCUGGGGGAGGUGCAUCUGGGGGAGGUGGGCUCGUUGGCGACAGCAAGGAGCGCAACAAGCUCUCCCACCUGGUGGUGAUAGUGCGAGUGCAUCACGACGACCCAGUGACGGGGGAGCAGCAGAGCAGCAAGCUGCUGCUGGCGGAUCUCGCCUCCAGCGAGCGCCUCCUCGCCUCCUCCUCCGCUUCGGGGGACCGCCUCACCGCCUCGCUGCACGUCCAGAAGUCCUUUUCAGCGCUGGGCGACUGUCUGUCUGCUCUCACGGGCAAGCGUCCCACCGUGCCGUACGGCAACUCCAAGCUCACCACGCUGCUCUCCGACUGCCUCGGCGGCGAGGCCAAGACGGUGGUGGUGGUGACAUGCAGCCCGUCGGUGAGGGACGUGGUGGAGUCGGCGCUCUCGCUGGCCUUUGCUGCCCGCUCCCGCAACUCCGAGCUCAGCCUGGGCACUCGCGAUACCAUCAAGAAGUGGCGCGACAUGGCAAAUGAUGCGCGGAGAGAGGUGUUUGAGAGCGAGAGGCAGACUGCAGAAGCACAGCAGGAGGUGCUGCGGCUGAAGGACGCGCUGAGGGCGAGCGAGCAGACGGGGUGUGUGCUGCUGACCGAGCUGCAACGCGCCUGGGCGCAGGCAGGCCUGGUGGAGGCUCAACACCAUGCCGAAGUGGAACGGCUUAUGGCUGAGGUGGCUGCAGGGGUGGAGGCGCAGCGGCGGAUGGAAGAGGAGUGGGAGACUCGAGCGGUGUUGGAGGGUGCGAAGACUGUGAGGGAGCAUGAGGAGGAGAUGGAGCGCGUGCAGCAGCAACACAUUGCGGAGAUAGAGGCGUACAAGGUUCAAGUGGAGCAGCUGCACGGGCGGCUGGCAGAAGCAGCCGAAAUGGCGGCGACGGUGGCGGCACUGCGUCGCCCGCAGGAGGACUCGGCAGAGGUAGCGGAGCUGAGGCAGCGGUAUGAAGCAGCGGUGCAGAAGAUGACAGCUUAUAAGAACGAGCUGGAGAAGAAGGUGGCGGAGCUGAGGCAGCGGUAUGAAGCAGCGGUGCAGAAGAUGACAGCUUAUAAGAACGAGCUGGAGAAGAAGGUGGCGGAGCUGAGGCAGCGGUAUGAAGCAGCGGUGCAGAAGAUGACCGCGUAUAAGAACGAGCUGGAGAAGAGUGAAGCGCUCACCCGGGUGGUGGGUGCGGCAGUGUCAGAGCGCCACGAGGUGGCGGUGCAGAAGAUGACCGCGUACAAGAACGAGCUGGAGAAGAGCGAAGCGCUCACCUGGGUGAGUUGUUGCCCCACUGCAUCUCCCUGCCCAGCUUCUUCUCUUCCACGACAUUUCUCCACGUGCAAUCCCCCUCCGUUCCUCAUAUUCCGACUCUCCUCUUCUUCUCUUCCCCAGGCGGCUCUCGAGAACUCCGCCCUCAUGAAGGUGGACGCCCAUGUGCAAGCCCAGGCACAGGCGCAGGCUGGACAGGUUCAGGUAGUCACUGCGAAUGGCACAGCGGGACCCGGGGAUGCAGGAGCAGGGGCAGGCGAAGGCCAGGGCGCUCAGCAGCAGGGGCAGGGGCAAGGGCAGGGGCAGGGGAAUGAAGUAAGGCAGGGAGCUGCUCCUGCUGUUCCUGCUGCUGCUGCUGCUGCUGCUGGUGUGAGAUUGGGUGCAGGGGGGUUGCAGCCGCAGCAGCAGCAGGUGGGGGGUGGUGGUGGGGAGUGGGAGAGGCGGAGGGACGAGGUGGUGGGGCGGAUGAACCGAGUGAUGGUGGACGCGCAGAGCGAUGCUGCUGCUCUUGCGGAGGAGAGCAACGCGUGCUUGAGGGAGCCCACCCUGCAGAAGAGCGCCACGUUUGCUCUCCCCACCACUGCCACGCCUGCGCCCGGAUCCACCCUCCGAACAUUCCGCCUCGAUCUCAAGCUGCCGGGGGGGGACAAGGGGGGCGCGGGUGCGGGCGUAGGGGGUGGGGGCAGUGCGAGCAUUGCGGACCGGCGGGGGAGUGCGUCGUUCCGCCUGCCGUCGUUCCGAGCGGGUGGGAAGAAGGCCGCGGGGGCAGGAGGGUCUGCUGUUAAGGUGUCAGAGGCACGAAUCAAGGAGAUACGGCAGGAGGCAGCAGACCACGCCAAGGGCCACAAGGAGCUCGCUCUGGUCUUUGCCCACUUCGCCACCGCCAAACCCACCACCACCGCCGCCACCGCCACCCCGCUCUCCCACCCCUCCUCGCUCCCCGCUGACCUCAUCGCGCGCGUCGCUGACGUCACGAGCCUGGAGCAGCGGGUGCUGCAGUGGAUCGGAUCGCAGUUUGGAUUCUGGGCGGCGGGUGAGCCGCCCAGGGACGCGCAGGAGGACGUGGUGGCGGUGGCGGCGGCCGUGGUGGAGGGGUGGCGGGAGGGGCUGGGCACGUUCAUGCGGUACAGUGAGGACGCCCUGGGGCAGGUGCUGGCUGACUGGAGCUUCAGGCAAUACCGGUCACAGCUGGGGAAUCUCAAGGACGUGGGCUCCUCGUUGUUAGUAGAGGAGGCAGACGACGUGGAGCAUGUGAUCAAGCUGCGUUUGGGCCUGGAGGCAGUGAGGCACAAGCGCGCCAAGCUGCUGAGGGACGUGGCAGCAGACGCUUCCCUGGGGGCGCACAGGGAGGAGCUGCUGGAGGGGCACAAGCGGUGGGAGGCGGAGGGUGGGGCAAAGGAGGAGAGUAGAAUCGGGUCGCUUGCUGCUCUUGAAAAGAUCUUCCGCGCGUGCCAGGACGCCAUGGAGGCGCUGUCAGCAUCGCGCAUGCCGCCUGACGAGGCGGUGAAUGGCAUGCGGGAGGGGCUGGCGCGGCAGCAGAGGGAGGAGCUGCCGGUGCUGGCGGGGCCGGACAAGAUGGUGGGCGAGCAGAUCAUCGCUUAUGCCCUGCAGUUCUUCCCCCGGGUCUCGGAAACCAGUGCCGCUGUCAGUGCAGCAGUGCAGCUGAACAGUGCGGAGGGCCCACUGGUCAUCAAGUGUGGCUCCACACACCACCUCCAACUCGCGAUCAAAUACUCCUCCACUGCUGCCGACGCUGCUAGUGCUGGUGCUGGUGCUGCUGCUGGUGCUGGUGCUGGUGGUGCUGCUGCUGCGUUUGCAGCUAAGACCACAUCAGGGUCUCUUGAGCCAGACGAUUUCUCUGUCCUCCCUGACCCAUCCUCCCUCUCCGGGUUCUCUCUGGACCGGAUCCGGUCGGUUCUCUCGCCGCUCCUUCCUGCUCCCAUCGUCCACGUCAUCGUCGCCAAGUCAGCAAACGCCACGCGGGCGAGGUAUGGUCGGAUCCACUCCACUCUCGCCGCCCGCGUGCCGGUCCUACGUGGCGCGCCCAGCAGCACCGGGCCUGCCACGUCACGCGCUGCCGAGUCGCCGGCCACUGUCGCACGGCCAACUGGCAGCUACAGUGCUGCGAGCACUCCUGGGCAGGGGGUUUCGUCUGGUGUGGGAUGGGGAGGGGGCGUGAAAGGGGGGAGGAGGAGCACGGGGGUGGGGGGAGUCGGAGGGUCGAUAGGGGGGAGAGGGGAUGUUGUGGAGCUGGAAGGGAGGAGCUGGUCUAGAGGGGCGUCUCUUGCCAACUCAGUCGCUGCCACUCCCAUUUCCUCAAGCCCAUUGCAUGGGCCGUUGCGAGGGGGAGGAGGCAUGAUGGGAGGGAGUGUGCGGAUGAGUUUAGAUGCCGGUGCUGCUGAAGGGGGAGGAGCAGGGGGAGGGACAGGGGUGGGAGGGAAG
Messenger RNA from Closterium sp. Yama58-4, 9054 nucleotides. NCBI's taxonomy places the organism in Eukaryota, Viridiplantae, Streptophyta, Zygnematophyceae, Desmidiales, Closteriaceae. The record is from the annotation of a GenBank genome assembly.